Meloidogyne enterolobii is the source of this 374-nucleotide messenger RNA. NCBI's taxonomy places the organism in Eukaryota, Metazoa, Nematoda, Chromadorea, Rhabditida, Meloidogynidae. The record is from the annotation of a GenBank genome assembly.
UCCUCAAGACUCAAAUAAUAAAAACGAAAAAUUACAUAACGCCAAAAAAAAUUUAUAAUGGCAAAGAAAUGCGUUUUUCCCAAAAUUUAAGCCAAUCAAACAUCAAAGUAAUUCUCGGCCUUUUAUUGCCACCAAGCAUUCUUCUUCUCGACUUCAAAACACCUUUGUAUACCUCAAAUACCGAAAGGAGCAACCAUACAACAUUUAUUGGUUCAUUAGAGUCUGAAAGGCCUCUUUUGGGAAAUGAUUGUGUUGGCGAUGAUAAUUUGAAGGAAAUGGUAGAAGACGCUUCUUUUGAGAAGGUAAAAGGGGGAAUGCCAUUGGAGUCUCAAAUUGAUAAAAAAAUAAUACUCUAUUGUCACCCUUUUGCUUAA